AUGCAUCUCAAUGCGCCUCUUUCGUCCCUUACUUCUGCAUCCGCCCUCCUCUUCACCUACGCCCAAGCUACAUACCUGCACAAUGACUUGAGUUUUGGUCACAACAAUGACAGAAUAUCUCCCAACUCCGACUCCAUCCCCAACUGGCAACUCCUAGGGAAGCCCUCACCCCCCGAAAUCCUCUCCAACAAGCUCGUCCUCACACCCCCUGCGCCCGGUAACCAGCGCAGCGCUGUUUGGGCCGAGAAACCCCUCGAACAUCAAUUCUGGACCGUUGAUCUGGACUUUAGAGCGACAGGCCCGGAGAGAGGGGGCGGCAAUCUGCAAAUUUGGUAUGUGAAGGAUGGCAAGAGCAAGGUGGGCGCAAGCAGUAUCUACACGGCCCAGAAGUUCGACGGGCUGGCAUUGGUGGUAGAUCAGUAUUCCGGAUCUGGCGGUAUCAUUCGAGGGUUCCUUAACGACGGCACCACAGACUUCAGCCACCACCACAACGUCGACGGCAUGGCCUUCGGCCAUUGCCCGUACUCCUAUCGCAAUCUUGGGCGUCCCUCGCGCAUCACGAUCCAGCAAUCGUCCAAGAGUUUCACAGUCUCCGUCGACGGCAAGGCGUGCUUCGAGUCCGACAAGGUGAAACUCCCGACUGGCAACGACUUCGGCAUCACAGCCGCCUCGGCCGAGCACGCGGACUCCUUCGAAAUCUUCAAGUUUGUCACCACUACAGAGACCCAUACCCCGGAAGUCGUAAAAUCAAGCGACCAGAAAGUCCUGGCAAGCGACGACAAGCCCGCUGCAGCUGCGCCCGCAGGCGACAUCCCCACAUUCGACUACCCGCCCGACGCACCCGCGAGCCAAUUCGCCUCCUCGGCCGAGCAAUUCGCCGACCUGCAUAACCGGCUUCAGAGCAUGAUGAAGCACAUCACCACAAGUAACGCCGCCGCUAUGCAAUGGCAGAUCGAGACCGCCAAGAGCCUCUCCAACCUCGCUGAUCGCGUCUCCGAAUCGCUGUCCCGUUUGGAGUCCUCCUUGGCCGAGCUGCAUACGCUCAGCGAUCAUCUGGAUCUCGUGCGAGAGGAUGUGAAGCAAACGAAGGAGGAGCUGCACAGUAGUCUGGAGCAAGGGGUGAGCACCCUGAAAUAUCAGUCGGCGUCAUCGCAUUUCGAUAUGGAAAGGCAUGUGGAGUUGACGGCAGCCAAGGGCUUGGGUCUGUGGGGGAUGCUGGGCGUGGUGGGCGGCAGCAAUGCGGUGUUGGCUGCUGCUUACGCGUUGUACAAAAGGAAGAAGGGGAAUAGUCAUAUGAAGUAUCUGUGA
Drepanopeziza brunnea f. sp. 'multigermtubi' MB_m1 is the source of this 1308-nucleotide messenger RNA. RefSeq lists its product as uncharacterized. Gene Ontology annotation, molecular function: D-mannose binding. Gene Ontology annotation, cellular component: Golgi membrane; COPII-coated ER to Golgi transport vesicle; endoplasmic reticulum membrane. Gene Ontology annotation, biological process: endoplasmic reticulum to Golgi vesicle-mediated transport. Lineage: Eukaryota; Fungi; Ascomycota; Leotiomycetes; Helotiales; Drepanopezizaceae. The record is from RefSeq and is a predicted model, not a curated record.